UUACGCUCAGGCUUCUAAGUCGCCACCUAAGGGGUCUUUCCCACCACGCGACAAACAGAUUACAGUGACAUUCAGUGGUACUGUCCCACUUACAUCACCGUACUUUUACACCGUUUUUACCAAACGAACAUGCAUUUGUAUUGUAGUAGUUUUUGUAAUUAUUUUGUAUUUAAGUUGCUUUAAUAACAAAUCGCUCAGAGACUUUGGACGGACAUGCUACUUUCAGUUUGGCUGUUUCAUACACAAGUUGAAAAUGAGCUCCGAGGUGUGUCCUUUCUGUGGAAAAACAUACAAAAGAUUAAAAAGUCACCUGCCAUAUUGCAAGGCAGCAGCAAAGAGUCAAACGACUCCAAACCAACAAUGUGUCAAGUCUAACCAGACAUCAUCCUUUGAGUUGGCGACAGGGACGUUACAUUCACAAUCAAAGAAGAGAAGCAAUGUUUCUGCAGUAUCACUUCAAUCACCCUCCCCAGCAGUGGCCGCCAAAGUUGCAAGUGCUCCAUCAUCACGCACAAGCACUUAUUCUUUACCGUCACCACUGUGUCAAAAUAAAAAAAACAAAGUGUCUGAACAUAUUGUAAGGACUAGUACUCAGCAACUGCCACCUUCAACCACAGUCCCCUCUCUGUCCCCAUCUAUCACUGGCUCCAAAAAGAAGAGUCAUCUUGGUGCAAAACAAGCUGCAACACAUCACCAAGUGACGCCACAAGAAACCACAUCUGCCUCAGGAGACCUUUACUCAGGAUCAAAGACCACAGCACAGACCACUGGGACCAACAUGAUUUCAGAAAAAAACAAGUUGACGACAGAUAGCAAAGCCAAAGGUGCAUCUAAGAAGAAAACGUCAAAGACGAAGAAGGCUGUUGAAUCACGUCCCACAAAAUCUGACUGUCCGGAUUCCGAAUUAGAGAAAAGUACAAAAAAAACCUGUGUAAGAGACACCUGCUGGAAGGACAUCACAACAGAAACUAAAGAUUUGACUGAGAGUGAAACAACUGGUCAGGCCAGGAUCACAGUCCAGGGUGCUAAAGCAAUGUUAGCUCGAGCUAAAACAACCCCCAAGUCCAGCAGAGGCAGUUUCUUGAACAACAACGAAAACACUGACAACCUAAGCAUUAAAACCCACCUGGAUUCCAGUUUAGGUUCAGUGGCCACUCCAGUGGAGAACAAUACAGAUGCAGGCAAGUGCCUGCAUCAAGUUCAAACUCUGUCCAACCACCUACCGUGCACCAGAUUACAACAGACUGAUCUGCAGUUGGUUACAAAUAGUUGUAUGUCUUUAAUUCCUCUGCAGCACAAUAGUUUCUCUCAGUCCAAGCAGACCUUUCCUACAGCUCCUCUCUCCUCCAACUCAAUUCAGCUGAGCCUGGCUGCCAAUAAAGGCAUCAUGACUGAGGCGCUGAAGAGCAACCAGACACAUCUUCUGUCACUGUCAACUUCAGCCCAUCAGAUUUCCACUCCUCCUCUUUGUCCCCCUCCCUCACACACUGUAUCACUGAGGACAGAAUGGAAAAAAGCUGCACUUCAGGAUAGGAAACCAAACACUGCUCACAUUCUGACUGAAGAUGCUGGGACACAACGGCUUCUUGGCCACGUUAGACUGAGGGAGUUACCUGAGUGGAUUGCCUGCAGAGUUCCUGGUCAUCCAAAAGGUGUAGUGGACAUGGUUCAAAAAGGCUGGCACUGGUAUUGCAGGAAGUACAUUCACGUGAGGAAAGGUGGAGUAGGAGGACUGGGCAUGCUGUUAGCAGGAUACUGUGUACUCGGCUACAUCUGGAACUAUUCUCAUACAAAGCGUGAUCGCUGGAGAAAGUACCACUGAGGUCCCAGAGAGGAUUUGUGGACACAAGUGUCUGUAUAUGGAAAGGACAGCUGAGGCAGGAGGGGCCUUUUUAUGUAUGUAAACAAAAAAACACACACACACAUCCUGUGCUGUGCAACUGUAGAGGAGCACUGGGGGGUGGGGGAGAGGCUGCUGGUAGACACAGCUGUGCCUCCUGUUUAUAGCAUUUAUUGCUAAGCUGAGGACUGCAACUUAAUACACAACUGACAAAAAUGGGAGUGGUGUUGAAUAUCUUUCCCAAGUUUACGCCAUAAAAUAACACUGAGCAUUUCCAAAAAUCUCAACCCAUAACUUAGGUAUUGAAAUGUGACAGAACUUAAUUUGGGUCUUCUUUUGCGAUUUAUAUGUUGUGUCCCAGACUUUUAAAACGCGAUUAUGUAUGUGUGAUAUGAUUACUAAACUGCUGAUUACUCUCAGA
Messenger RNA from Cynoglossus semilaevis (tongue sole), 2261 nucleotides. Its product is annotated as mucin-5AC. NCBI's taxonomy places the organism in Eukaryota, Metazoa, Chordata, Actinopteri, Pleuronectiformes, Cynoglossidae. Gene Ontology annotation, biological process: proton motive force-driven mitochondrial ATP synthesis. The coding region runs from base 254 to 1822 and encodes 522 amino acids. The record is from RefSeq and is a predicted model, not a curated record. Gene Ontology annotation, cellular component: proton-transporting ATP synthase complex. Gene Ontology annotation, molecular function: proton-transporting ATP synthase activity, rotational mechanism. The transcript has 6 exons.